AUGAGCAGUCUGGAAUUUGUUCUCUACGCUGAGUGUCUCCCGUCGCUCUACCUGCUGCCGCAGGGUCUUCGGAUAUUCCAACGGGAGGUUGAGGCCAUCAAGACCACACCCGGCCUGGUUCCCAACUUCAUAUGCUACCAGUUGCAGAGGAAUCAUAUCGCAUUCACGAGACAAAGAGGCAGUAAUGCCCUGGCUAUCUUAAUAUCUACCGCAUGGUCUCACGGGACUGAUGGCGCUGCUGUUACUGGAAUGACCGCAAACACCAUCCGAAGAAUUCAAGCAGCCCAGAAUCUGGGCAUUGAGAACAAGUAUUUGUACGUCAGCUACGCGUCGGCUGAGCAGGCCAACGAGGUAUGA
This is a messenger RNA of Aspergillus tanneri, 357 nucleotides long. RefSeq lists its product as uncharacterized. The coding region runs from base 1 to 357 and encodes 118 amino acids. The record is from RefSeq and is a predicted model, not a curated record. The transcript is spliced from 3 exons. Lineage: Eukaryota; Fungi; Ascomycota; Eurotiomycetes; Eurotiales; Aspergillaceae.